UGGAAGUAAGAUGGCGUUUACGUGUAGGGUCCAAUAUUUGGACGAUACAGACCCCUUUGCCAGCACGGUGUUCCCUGAGCCAACCAGGCCCCCUUCUUUCACAUUUAAUGAGUAUCUUCCGCUGAUCGACCAGUUGCCUGCUGUCUGCAAAUUCCUGAAAGCACCACACAAACUUGAAGACUGUACCCUCCAGCUUUCUCAUAAUGGAUAUUACUUGGAUAUAGAGUCUUCCAUAGAUGAACAGAAAGAUGAUUUUGAAGGAUUCAACAAAGAACGCAAACAUUCAGUCAUCCUUCGGUCUCAGCUGUCAGUCAGGGUACACGCUUGUAUCGAAAAGUUGCUCAACUCAACUGGAAGGGAGCUUAGGAGGGCCCUGUUUUCCUUGAAGCAAAUAUUUCAGGAUGACAAAGACUUGGUACAUGAGUUUGUCAGUGCUGAUGGACUGGCGUGUCUUAUUAAGGUGGGAACAGAUGCUGACCAGAACUACCAGAAUUACAUCCUCAGAGCUCUUGGUCAGAUCAUGCUGUAUGUGGAUGGAAUGAAUGGAGUUAUUGAACACACUGACACCGUACAAUGGCUCUAUUCAUUGUUAUCAUCAAAGUAUCGGCUGGUGGUGAAAACCUCGUUGAAACUGCUCCUAGUCUUUGUUGAAUACUCAGAAUCAAAUGCUACAGUUCUGUAUCAGGCAACGUGUGUAGUCGAUAAAGAACAAGGGAAGCAAACAUGGAGCAAUGUGAUGAAUCUCUUGAAGGAUGAGGGACAAGAUUCUGAAAUUUUGGUCUACACCAUGUCCCUUAUUAAUAAGACCUUGAAUGCAAUACCUGAUCAGGAUACCUUCUAUGACAUCACAGACUCCCUGGAACAAGAAGGAAUCGAGGAGACUACCAAGCAGUUGAUGAGUGGCAAGGGGACUGAUUUAGAUCUGGUGGAACAGUUCAAGUUGUAUGAGUACUCCCUGAAGAAAGAGGAUGGUGACAUUGAUAUUCCCGUAGAACGCAAACAUAAUCUCAGGAAACACCGUCGUAGUGCCGAGACGGCCGAUCGAAAGAGUCUACGGAGAUCCUUGAAGCCGACGGCUGAGUAUGGAGGAGAUCGGAGGGAGUUAAGGAGAUCAUUGGAUCUUGGGAAGGAACUGACUCCUCAGGAUGCAGAUAGGGUCCAUGAUUCCAACAGGAGACGGGAUAAUAGGAGGAGUCGCCCAAGAGUUUCCAUCGACAACUCGUCUCUCUCCUCUGAAAUGACCGUUAAGGAGCAGUUGGAAGAGAGGAAGGCAAGGUUAAGGGUUCCAGAUAGAGACGGAUCUAGCAGGGAGGAUACGUCGGCUGGAACCACUGAUUUUAGCGCCUCAGAAAACAGCAGUACCAAAAUCCCAUGGAGGCGAGGAAGAAUACGUCAGGCAUCAGCACCGGGGGAUAUAAUCGCAAAGGCAAUACCCCAACCCAACGAGUUAAGGCCAGUACCAGCCAACAAGCCAGAGAGCAGCCAGGGUGCCGGGGAACUACAGCAGGUCUUAGCUGAGAGGCGGAGAAGACGCCGAGAGAUGAGGCAGGAGAAAGAGGUUGAAGAUGCUCCUACUGUUGAGGGAUGGGUGUCCCAGGCGGGGAAGGCAAAUCAAGAAGAAAUAUCAUUAAAAGCAAAACUGCGGCCCGUCUCGGCGAAGCUAAGAAACACGCCGGAUGAAGAACCAGCACAACCAAAGAAUCCUCCCAAAAAAGGAAGUGGCUUCGCGUCCCUCAUGUCAAAGUUCAGCAGCGGAAACGACAAACAGAAAGUGCCCUCGGAGGGUUUAGAUCAAGCGGGAGGUUUGGCUCAAGUCAAGGGUCAAAGUUCACAUGAUAGAAGGAAAGGUUCAGAGGUGAAGACAGAGGAUGAAGAGCAGACUUUUACCAUGAAGCUUCCAGCCGCAGGCAAAGUUGCAGCGUCCAAGGAACAGAAAGUGGAUAAUGAACAGGAAGAGGUGAGAAACCGGUUAACGGAAGGAAACUUGGAAGACAUUAAAGAAGAGUUGGAGGAUGCAGUGAGUGAGGAGGCCAUUGAGCGACUUAGGAGAGGGGGUUUAAGGUACGAUCCUUACACUUAUGCCUCCUCGGAAACUGGUACAACUGCCACGCCCAUCCAUCCAUCCUCCUCCAUGUCCUCAUUGGCUGGGUAUGACACGGUCUCCGUGACGACUGAUGGCGGAGAUGCGGACCGUGAGUCCAUGAUCGUGUCUGACUCAGAAGGAUACCUGACUCUACCGGAGGAAGACGCCGAUAACCACACUCCACAGGGCAUCACGGAGGAUGAAGUCUCAAGUGUCAAGCCUGCUCAUCCCAACAUUGUCUCAUCCUCAGAGGUGUCUAUGACAUCUUUGAAGUCAAAUGACGGUGAAAAUUCCAUCAAGAGAAGAGACAAUGGGAGUCGGAAUAAGAGGCAAGAAGAAGAAGAUGAGGAUGAUAUUAUGAUGCUCCUCAGUGUCGGCCUCGCCCCUCCAGAUGAUUUCCAAAAACAUCAGGGUCAAGAUCAAGAUGAGGUUUCUUGGCUUAGUGAGGAGGAUGACACUAGAUGCUCAUCUUCACUCGAUGGCACUUAUACAGGUGAAGAUGAACAACAACCAAAAGUCUUGGCAAAUGAUGAAAACGCCAGUAAGGUCGCCUCGGUCACAAAGACUCCAUCCACCGUCAAAGGAAACUUAAAUUUUAAGUUUGCUCAGCUUCCAAACACAACAACUCCAGGCCCUACUAAGAAGGUAAAACCAUCUGAUGAGGAUGAUGAUGACCUUAUGGCGCUGCUCAGUCAGGGUCUUCCAGGCCCAGAAGACCGUGAUGAUGAUGACCUUAUGGCGCUGCUCAGUCAGGGUCUUCCAGGCCCAGAAGACCGUGAUGAUGAUGAUGAAUCCUCUCUCGGUUCAGACACAGAGGAAGGGGUUUCUGAGAUUGGCUCUCUGGACGGGAUAACGGACGCAAGCUUCGUGCAAACAUUCUACGAUUCUCCAGCUAAGCCUGGGUAUGACGAUGACAUAUCAAACACCAACAGACUUGCCAAGACCACCUUCGUUAAGACUGAUGGCCUUAAAAACCUGCAACAACCAGAACCUGUCCAGAAAACAAAGCAGAAAUUAGAUAGGGGACAGAAAACAAAAAUGAAUCACAAGAAAGAUGAUGAGAAUGAGUUGAUGGCUCUCCUUAGUGGUGGGCUUCCAAGUGAGGAGAGCAGUACGUCUAAGAAGUCAGUGAUGGACAGGGCUCCUAAAGAGGUCCAGAAUGGUGAAGAGAGCAGAGUACCCAAGAUCAAUCUAAAUGAAGUCAAAGGUGACAAUCUGUCAACAAAAUUAGAUAAAUACAUGAGACAAGUGAAAAGUUUCAAACAAGAUGAUGGGGAUGUAAUAGCUAAGGUUGGUAAGGGUUUGAAGCCACCCCUUGUGGCAAAGAAGCAAGAGGACAAGAAGAUAAUUGAGAAGUCCAAGAAAGAUGCUUCAUCAAAGAGGAAACAGGAAGAAGACGAUGAAGAUGUGUUGUCGUUGCUGAGUCAGGGUUUUUCUCCUGUCAUCCCUGAGCCAGAGAAAGCGUCAAGUCAACGUCACAUCCCUCAAAAUGAGUCCAAGGAAGGGAAGACAGAUCUUGGGCGGGGAGGGAGGAAACGGCCUGAGGUCAAUAAGGAAGACGAUGUCCUUGCCAUGUUGUCUCAAGGCAUCCCUGCAACUCCUGAUGAGGAGGAAGAGGGCAACAGAAAUCAAAACGCCUCUCAGACAUUCCAACCAAGAUUUAGAGUCGCCUCGAUGGACGAUACCAACCAGGAUGUCCAGUCGCCCAAUUGGAGAAAGGACAACGACAAACCUAAAUUUGUGAUAAGGAAUACGUACCAUGAUCCUCCAGUUAGACCUUUUUCAAGCAAGAAAGGAGAUAGUGAAAAGCCAUCUGGCAGUUCUUGGCCAUCGUUAAGCAAUGAUAAAGGGUUUUCUCCAUACAAGACUUUCACGCCAUCUGCACUGCUUUAUGGUGAUGAUGCAGCUAGCAAAUGGCUCAGCCGGGCCAAUCCAAAGCCUAUUCAGAUCCCACUGGGGAAUCAAUCCUUACGACACUUUGACAGGCCUAAGAAAUCCACCCAGUCAGAAGCCAGUUCAGUGACACCUGGAGAAAACGACGUUAAACCCAGCGGGAGUACUGAAGAAAGUGCACGCUCGUCAGAGCCAAACAAUGUCCCUACACGCCAGGUUACCAGCCCUAUACGUCAGGAUACUAGCCCUGCACGCCAACCCACUUACGAUGCCCUCUUGAGAACCAGACCUGGUAGCGACACCACCAGCACCUCAACAAGAAGGAAACCGGAAGAUGACAUCCCCACCACCCCAACGAGAAGGAAACCGACCAUCGAAGACGAUACCACUUAUACCUCAAGGAGUAGAAGCAGGCCGUCCACCGAUGACAGUCCGUCCAGAGUAAAACCCACUGAGGAAGACACCACUCCAUCGAGGCGCCGUCACAGACCGGAGUCUAUCCCCGAGUCACCCUCAGUCUCUACCCCCGCUGCUACUCCUACUAAUACCACCACACCGACAUCUCCUAGUGAGACGGAUUACAUAACAGAGAGGAGAAGACGGCGGAAAGAGAGAGAAGCUCAGAGAGCUGCAGAGGCAGCCGCUGCUGAAGCUGCCGAAAAGCAAACUGCCACGUUACCACGGAACUUCAAACCAGCUGAUAUUACCCCGCCUUUAACCACUACAGAGUAUGUUUCUCAUCGACGAAGGAGGACAAGAGAAGAUGUUCCUGAGGAAACAGUUUCAACAAACAUAACAAGUAGACCUGCUGAGGUGUCAUCACCAGUUGAAAAUGGAGAUGUCAGUUCUAGCUCUUCUCGGAGACGCCGUCGUCAGUCCAAGGGUGAUAAAACCCCCACGGAGACAUUUACAGCGGUACUACCCAGACAGAGAAUAAACAGAAAACAUUAUGAAGGCAAAGAAGCGGAACCAGAGGAUAUUCAGGAACUCAUGGCACCAGAUUAUCUAUCAGGUGGCAUUGCAGCUAGGAGGAAGCUAAGACAGGAGCAGAGGGAGCGAGAGCAGCUGGAGAAAGAGCGGCUAGAGAAAGAGCAGCGGGAAAAAGAGCUGGCAGAGAAGGCUAAAGAUGAGAGGAAAGAUAUCAUCAAGAGACCGGUACCCAUCAUCCGGGAACCAACUCCAUCUACCAGUGAAGAGCAAGAUGAGAAGGACAAACAGGGUCAAAGUUCAUCAUCACCAGCCUCGAUGUCAAAGGUCGUAGGGAUGAGUAAUGGAGACUCCUCAGAAGCAAUAUCACCUCAGAUUUCAAGAACUGCAAGUCCAGAGAGGGACGAAGUAUUUGCGAAAACCCCUAAGCCCUCAAGUGAAACCAACCAUGUGGAACCAUCAUCCAAAAAGACCGAGCCAGCCAAAGACAUUUCCGAUAAACUCUCCAAGGAAAAGAAGGAAGCAGUGAAGCUGACUGUUGAUACAACGACCAAGCCUGAAGAGGAUAAGGUCAAAGGUAAUGAGCCUCCGAUGAGUGCUGGACUCUCCAAUAACAAACGCUACCAGCUUGCCAUGAUGUACUCUAAUCGCACCAGCCAGGAUGAGGCAACAGUGAGCAGUCCGACGCGGAAGGUGUCUACGAGUCUCCAGAGCAAUGAGACUAUCUCAGACAGGAUUGAUCAGUUAAGAAACGGCCCUGUUAAGGAUGAAGAUGGAGAUAAAGAGUCACCGAAGACACCCAAGGAAAUUGAAGUCACACCUGGGAAGGUUCAAGCAGUUCAGGAGAAGUUGCAAUCUCCAGGUCCAAUGUCUGGAGAGAAGGAGAAGUUUGCAGGGCCAACGGGUGAUAAAUCUGGUGCUAUCGGCCUUGCCAAACACGGAUUGAAGUCCGUCAACAUCCCAAUGAAGCAGCCAGCGGUACCUGUGAAUAAACCUGAGACUGCAGAGGAACGGGAAGAUGCACAAUGGGAAGAGAUUCUCCGUCAGAACAACCGAGAGCUUCGUGUCCAUAACUGGGACUUUACAGACUUAACCAACCAAGAUGAUCAGAAUGUCUUCUUGAUCAAAUCCUUGACUGAGAUAGAAGGUGUUGUACCUGCUCCACCUCCUCUGCCAAUGGGUGGAGGAAUGCCCCCGCCUCCACCUGCCCCACCCAUGAUGCCUCCUGGGCAUUAUGGCACCCUUCCUCCGCCCCCUCCUCCUCUAUCGGGUACCUCAAUCAAUGAUGGGUACAACACGUACCCACCUAAGAAGAAGAAGACGGUUCGGCUAUUCUGGAAGGAGACACGGUUAGACAGGUUAGCCAUGUACGGCAAGAAGGACCCAAAGGAGACGAUAUGGGGAGUGCUUGGAGAUGUGACAAUCGACAAGAGGAAACUAGAACACCUCUUUGAAUCCAAGGCCAAAGAAAUACUGCAGAAGGACCAGAAAAUUCUUGAAGCUGGCAAGAAGCAUGUGAUCUCUGUGCUGGACCCUAAACGCUCCAACCACAUAAACAUCGCUCUGACUGCCUUACCCCAUCCAAGUACUAUCAAGCAAGCCAUUAUGAAGAUGGAUGGAACAGCAGUCAACAAAGAAGGCAUUGAGAAACUCCUGACGAUGGUCCCAAGUGAAGAGGAAUCUAAUCUUAUCAAGGAGUCCAUGAUUCUGAAUCCAGACAUCCCACUAGGCUCGGCAGAACAGUUCCUGUACAUGCUCUCUAACAUCACCGUCUUGAAAGCUAGACUCAGUCUUUGGCUCUUCAAGAUGGACUACGAGUCUAUGGAAGAGGAAGUAGCAGAGCCCCUGGCUGAACUGAAGAAAGGUAUAGAGGAUUUGAAGACGAAUGAAACAUUCCGCCACAUCUUAUCAAUGCUUCUGGCCGUUGGAAAUUUCUUGAAUGGUGCUCAGAUCCAAGGGUUCCACAUUGACUAUCUGGCCAAAGUGCCUGACAUUAAAGACACAGUCCACAAACAGUCUCUGCUUUACCAUCUGUGCACAAUGGUGAUUGAACAGUUCCCAGAGAGCAGCGAUCUGUUCUCAGAACUUGCUUCAAUUUCUAGAUGUGCAAAGGUUGAUUUUGAAGUUCUGGAGACGAACCUACAGAAGAUGGAAGAGCAGUGUACGUCGUCAUGGGAACACCUACGAGUCAUUAGCAAGCAUGACAGCCAUUCACCUCUAAAAAACAGACUGCAAGACUUUCUAUCGGACUGUGCCCAGCGAAUCAUAGUACUUAAAAUAGUUCAUAGAAGAGUAAUGAAUAGGUUCAAUCAACUACUACUCUACCUGGGCAUGACCGCAUCGUCUGCCCGCGAGACCAAGAAAACGGAGUUCUGCAAGAUAAUCAGUGAGUUUGCCUUGGAGUAUCGUACGACACGGGAGCGCGUGCUGGAACAAGAGAAGAAGAAAGCCAACCACCGUAAGAGGGCUAUGACAAGAGGGAAGAUGAUUACAGAGAAUCUAACCUUGAGUCAAGAUAAAGAAGAAGAUGCUAAACUAAAAGCUCUUUUGAAGAAUCACGUUGGCACCGCACCCGGUAGUGAAACUCUGAAAACUCGCACCAGACAGAAACCAACUCUGGCUCGCCAGGGUGGAUUAGAAGUAGACUCUGAGGUUGUAAACAGUAGCGAUAACCUAGGAGUGGAAUCCCAAACCGACAAUGACGACACGGACGCAGGUCACAGUGCAACUACAGCCAACAUGGAGGACGUUGGAGACGAACAGACAGAUGAGAUGCUUCAGAUUCUUGUCAAUACGGCUAAGAAUACAAAGACAAGAAACACACCUAGAGAAAGGAAACGAGGACGAACAAACCGCAAAUCACUUCGGCGAACCCUUAAGGGAGGCACUGGUCUUACAGAAGCAGAGAGUCGAGCUUUGGGUCUCCAUCCAGCAUGCAAGACCGGCGUUCAGGUUUGAUAUAGAGAAAACGAAUUCCAGGAGAGACUCUUAGGGUGCUGUUGACGGUGACUCAUGCAGUGUGUUUUCAUUGAAGGGAGGUCCGCUUAGUGGUGCCACUAUGGGCACUUUGGGCAGUUGCAUCUAAGAGGACAAAACUUGCCCUUCAGACACACAUUGACAGAUUGACUUGGGCAAAACAGGUUCAUUGCCAUCAAGAAACCAUCUUGAUUGGGGUGUAUUGCUUUUCUUGAUUGGGGUAUACUGUUCUCUCGAUUGGGGUUUACUUUUAUUCCGAUUGGACCCACUUUCCCCAAUGAAGGUAUGAGUGUUUCCUGAUCAGGAAAACCUAUGAGUGGUUGUGAUACAUGGUGCAGGGACUGCUCAAUUUGAAAUGCCACUCUAAAAGUUGUAACUUAUUUAACCAUCCGGUCUUCUGGUUCGUAAAGCCUGCCCUCAAGGUUGUGUGUGUUUGCUCCAUAUAGAAGUCUAGUAUCCUGACAAAAUAUGCACAGAGAGAAGAGAAUUGUUAACAAGUUGCCUGACUAUCAAACUGAAAGUGAAAAUACAGAAUGAAAUCAUUAUUUUUAGAUUGAGGCUUGUGCCUUUAAAUGAUAUAUGCAAAAAGGAAUAAAAGCACCAAAACGCAAACAAAAAGUGCAAACUAUUUUUUAAAUAGAUUUUAACGCUGAUAGUAUUUAUGUCUUGUGGAAUAUGGUUCUGUAUUGAAAUGUUGCUGUUUAGGGGCAUCCUCUACAAAUGUUAUUUUAAAGGCUUAGGAUUUUACAAAUAUUUUUUUUUAAGUGUGUGAUUACUGGCUAAUUGCGAUCAAUUUUAAAGAUGUUUUAAUGUAAUUUUGCCCAUUUUGAUUAAUGUAGAUUAGCAUUAAUUUAUCUAUAAACAAUUCAACAAACCCAAUCCCUGUACUGUUUUGGAUCCCAAGAUAUUUGCAGAAAACCAAACGGUUCAUAUCUUUCACAAUUUAGACUUUUAUACUUGUAAAUAUAUCUAGAAAUAUCCACAGAAAAAAAAAGGCGAAAGUUCUGUUUUUUUAAAUUUUAUUCUAGGGGCAGUUCACAAUUAAUUUUGUUAAAAUUUUCUGACUAUUUAAAGUAUUAUGCACAAGUGACUUUUCAAAAACAGAUAACAAACAAUACAUACACCAGUGGCAAGCUUAAGAAGAGUGCAGCUUUUAAAUGUGUUGCCAUGGCAGCAUGCACUGUAAUCGGAAAUGUAUCUCUACUUUGAGUAUUAGACAAGUUUUUUUUCCUUGGACAGUUCUGUCAAGUUCUUGAAGACUUAACACAUUUUCUAAAAGUCUGCAUUGAAACUCGGCAAAACUAUGCUAAACUCGGCUAAAUAUAGUUAUAAUUUUAAUCCAUUUCGACCAGAGCUCCAAUUUUACUUUCAUUGUUCCUUGGUAUUACAUUAAAUUAUUCCAAUGAAAAUAAGGUCACAAAUGCAGGCAUGAUAUUCAACUUUCUUUAAUCUGAUUUAGGGUUCAGUGUUAGCCUUUAAUGUUGUUACAAAUUCUGGAAAAAAAGUAUACAAGCCUAAUCAUGUAGGUCAGCCCUUGUACUUAAUAAAUCUUCAUCUUUUCAAUAGACUAGGCCUGUAUAAUAUAGCCAUAGAAAUGUUAUGGCCCCAAGGAAACAAACUUAAAAGUAGUUUACAAUUUAUAGGUCAUGAUGGGUUAUUGCAGAAUGCUAUUUUAAUUACAAGAAAAGUACAGUUUUGAGGUUAGUUUUGUAAUCAUUACUAAAUAUUGUUGGAAAGUUUUGUUUGGCCCACAUGUACUUUGCACUCGUUUGUAUAGAGGGUUAUUUAUGUGAUUUACUAAGAUCUAGUAUUUGCUUCUUUUUCAUAUUUAGAGAAACUCUUCAAAGCCACACGUUCAACCAAAUUUUAUCGAAAUGCAAAGCCGGGUUCUAUACUUUGUAAACACACAAAUAUCUACUAACGCUAUGUUUCAUGAAUCCACUGAAUUUAUUUUAUUAGAAACCUUUUAGUUAAAGAAACCCGACGACUAUCCAUAAAUCGGCCAAAGCUUUCGUUUGGAAACGCAAUCUGAAUCAAAGAGUGACCCAGCUUUAUCAAAUUACCCCUCAAUCAAUGAUAUCACAGUUUGAUUGACUGUACUGUUUCUAAGGCUUACCCCUUUCCAUCUAAACUUGACAAAGAAGCAGAUAAACUACAACAAUGUUUCCAAUUCUGAAGGAGCUGUUUACACGCCGGGGUUUUUCUUUUAACCAUACCCUCCAAAGAACGAAAAGAGAAAGUAUAGGCAGACAAAAAAAAAACACCCAACAAAACCGCCCUGAUGAAGUUACAUCGCCACUGAAUGGUGCAUGCCACAUCUCUUUGUACCCCAUUGGUUUUGAUGACGUCAAUGGAGUGUGGUCUUCUAUUAAGCGAUGGGUUGUAGGUUUCAUACUGUGGGGUUAGGUAUCAGAUGUAUUAUAUUCUACCUGUAUGGGAUGAGGGAUGAGAUGGCCAAUCAAUAGCUUUGCUCACCCACCCCCCUUCCCAACGGCUAUCGUUUUCCCGCCUAAACGUAUUCAGACAUCUUAUAUACAAGCAGACAACUGAUGUAUGUGUUUGCAAAAUGUAUGUUUUUUCACUGUCGGCAAUAUUGGAUAGAUCGAAUGUACACAGUUCAUAUUGGAUGGUUGUUAAAGGGUUGGUACAUAAUCUGAAAUUGUUCACUUUAAUUAAGUGUGGCGAAUUGAGAUUGCUGGAACAAAGUAUCAUUUUUAACCACCAUUUCGGGAUUUAUUUACAAGUUAAGAAUGGGUUGCACUAGGUGUGAAAUACGUAAUGCACCUAAUGGAUUCCAACCCACCCCUCGGGAAGCCAUUUUGAUUUGGUUAUACAUACAUCAAGGUUUAUUGCUAAAAGCAGACUGGUCCCCUUUUGACAUUCCCUUUUAUAGUGUAUCCUCUAAUAAGGGAUCAAGACACGUGGCACAGAGUAAACAAAAAGACUUGAGUACCCUCAGUUGUGAUCUUAUUGUGAUCUUAUUUAAAUCUUCUUUUAAAAGAAGAAUAAAAACAUCCCGUCUGUUUUCCCUCCCCAAGAACAAGUCCAUACAUUUUCCACACUUGCCCUUUAACCAAAAGAUUCCCCUAAAUUGGUGUAUUUAGUAUUAGGGCUAUUUUUGUUGCAAAUAUGGAACAUGUUAAGGCUGUAAAUUGACCCAGAAUCAGAAACCCGUGAGAAAAUCAAAUUUAUUGAACAUUCACUUGGGAAAUCUUCUCGGAGAUAUCAUAAAUUUGGACAAUCCAAAAACCCAAAUCCUUCUUGUCGUGCCAUCUUAAUCUAAUUCAUUUGGUAUUUCCGUAAAACCUAGGUAAACAUUUGUGUGGGUGUUAACUCCAACCAUAGAAAUUAGAUAAAUUUAUUUUAGAUUUAGAGCCGGGGCUAUUUUUCU
Molecule: messenger RNA, 11270 nt
Organism: Asterias rubens (European starfish)
Lineage: Eukaryota; Metazoa; Echinodermata; Asteroidea; Forcipulatida; Asteriidae
Product: FH1/FH2 domain-containing protein 3-like
Exons: 43
Coding region: 11-7861 (2616 amino acids)
Biological process (GO): actin filament network formation; cortical actin cytoskeleton organization
Cellular component (GO): cytoplasm; cytoskeleton
Molecular function (GO): actin filament binding
Source: RefSeq, a predicted model, not a curated record